Molecule: messenger RNA, 2451 nt
Organism: Orbilia oligospora ATCC 24927
Lineage: Eukaryota; Fungi; Ascomycota; Orbiliomycetes; Orbiliales; Orbiliaceae
Exons: 2
Coding region: 1-2451 (816 amino acids)
Source: RefSeq, a predicted model, not a curated record
AUGGACCCACGAGGUCCACCGCACAAGAGCACUUUUCUUAACUGUUUGAGCAAUAUCGAAACCACAAGGGAAGAUCCCUAUAAGGACAUAAUACCAAAAACUCGUACGCUUUAUCCACGUUUCCAGAAGAUCCCCAAAUCCUUACAGCCUUCUCAGGCUUUCAAAAAUCCGCCAAAAUCUAACGGCACUCGCCGCCCGCCAUGUGGCCAAAAUUUGGUUAUUCCGGAAACUGCAGAGUCAACCAAUAUCGCAACUCAGGCUCUUGUCUUCUACUUUUCUGAUGGGACGACAUACGGUUAUACGGAUUACGCAUAUGGAUGGAAUGGCAAUUGCAAUAAGCUAUACAGCCCGGCACCUGGGAAGGCAACUGUGGACUACGUUGAAUACUUACCCGAAUCAUCAGCAGUUCCUGGGGUUUUCUCCAGGAAUGUGGAUGAUCCAGAUAUUGGGCGGACAGAAGGUCUAGAGCUAAGGAAAGUAAUAAUAUAUCGGGACGCUCACUGCACCGAGGAGAUCGUGGAGAAAGUCCAAAAAGAGGAGAGCGAAGAUGGAAAAGAGGUUUCGGAAACUAUAGAAGUUCUGGAGUCGAUUGAGUUGGAUGUUCAGGAUAAGAUCCAGGAGAAUGGAAAGGGGAGUGAAGGAGAACAAGAUGCCGUUCAUUCCGAUUCAACACAUGUAUUCUUAAACGAUCAAGGGCUAAAUUUAGAUUCACCGGCAAGUUUCAGGCUCAUACUUGGAAGGAAGACGACGUUACCUACCCUGAUUGACCAAAUCCCAAUAGAAGGAGCAUCAGAAGAAGGAUCCUCAAUAAACGAGAACCCGGCCAAUAACGAAACUCAAGAACAACCGAACCCACCCGAGAUCGCAGGUGAAGAGACCUCAAAUGCACCAACGGAGGAGAUACUAACCGAAGAAGAGGGAGAGAUUAUAACAGAUUCCACAUCCUCAGACGGAAUCCUUAUCGAAGAGCAAGCAACUGAAGAGUCUAAUACAUCAAUUACUACCCCGGGUCAAGAUCGCGAUUCCGAAGAAACCAGCUCUGACGGAAGCUCCCCCAAUAAGCACUCCGAUGAAAACAAUUAUAUGCCCAGUAUUAACGAAGAAAGUCGUAAUGACGAUAAGGGACAGAUCUUCAACGAAGGGAGCCCCGAACAGCCCGCUUCAGAAGAUCAACAAUCUAGAGCAAAUGAAGAUACCGGAAAGUCGUCGACCCCACAAAAAGACGAUGAAGGUAGUGCAGAGAAAAAGUCCCAUGAGGAAAACGAAAAAAUAAACACGACAGAUGAGUACUUUACUGAACUCGAGAUUGAGGAAGAUGAUGACGAGGAAGAGGAAGAGGAAGAGGAAAGGGGGGAGGGGGAGGGGGAAACCGAAGGUGAAGAAAAAAAGGCUGAAGAUGAGGAUGAAGAGAAGGAGCAAAGGAACAGCUCCAAACGACCAGUAUACAACAUCUUCAAAAACAUAGAAACAGUGGUCGAGGAGCAGCAUGACGAAGAAUUCAAAGAAGAGAUACAUGAAAAGCCACAGCCCGAGGAGGUGCAAAAUAACGAAACAGAACAAAUAGAAAAGCACAAAGAAACAGAAAGUGAGCCGUCUGUCACUCCGACAGAAAAUUCCGCCUCAAUGCCCUCCGAAACCGUGCCCUCCGAAACCGAACAGCUAGAAGGAGUUGAAAACAAUCAGACUAAAGAAUCUGCCCCGCAAGAGCCUCUCCAAGAGAUACCCACGGAAAACCAGGAAAGCCCGCCACCAACCGAGGAACAACAAUCAAAAUCACCAUUUGAAGAAUCCGAAGAAAUUACCGCAGACAGUCCCCACCCAGAAGUUACUCCGCCUCCAAAGGAAGGACCCUCAGUUGCUGUAGUCACUGUAACAGUCCAUGUCGGAGAAGAGAACACCCCAGAACCAACUUCAGUUGAAGAGAGCCCAACAGCCACCACAGAAAAUACGGAAUCCCCCACAGUCGAAGAAACCGCGGUGGAGACGACCCCUAAUGUUCCAGGGUUGACUUUUACCCCCGACUCCGAGUACUGCGAUCCGAAGCAGCCCGACUCUUCCUGCUAUGUUGAAUGUGACGUUGAAGAUCCUUACUGCUGCCACCCGACAGACAAAGACUUCCCAGAUUGUUGCGAUCCUGAUGAUGAGGAAUGUUGGAGGCAUCAGUUCAUUCUUGACAAACCCGAUGAGGCUACACCUGCCACUACCGAAAGCCAACCAAACCAAACCACUGAGGCACCCCCUCAGGCGCAAGAGACACCAGCAAAAGAACCAGAACCCACUCUAAAUGAAAGCGCACCGGAACCAGAAAAACAAGAAGUUGCUCCGCAGCCAGCAAAAAGGGACCAGAUCCCGACUGGCCCGAGUGUAGGACACUUUAGCAGAGAAAUUUCAAACCAAGAUUUAACAUUUAAGCAAUUAGCGAAGUCAAGGUUAUUAAGGUUCUUACGUUAG